Elaeis guineensis (African oil palm) is the source of this 3045-nucleotide messenger RNA. The record is from RefSeq and is a predicted model, not a curated record. Lineage: Eukaryota; Viridiplantae; Streptophyta; Magnoliopsida; Arecales; Arecaceae.
AUGGCCAAGGUCCUAGACUCCCGAUGUCAACCUACCAUCCUCUUCAUCGAAGAAGGUCGAUCUCUUUUAGGCAUCACUCUUGGAGACUCCAAGGCUAGGAAGGGGGACGCGGGGGGCAUCGAUGGGGGGGGCGCGGCGUGGGAGAGGCAGCGGCGGCGUGAGAGGGGCUCACAUGCCUUGGAGGGGAGGAGGGGUUGGCGAUGGGGCAAGGGGUGGCGGGUGGUAGGACAUGAACUCAGAGAGGAGGGCGGUGGUGGCGGGACAGGCGUAGGAGUGGAAGAUGGAAGAGACCAUGGUGGUGAUGUCGGAGUGGAAGUCGUGGCCGAGAGGGAGGGGGUGGCGGGCGAGGAAGAGCUUGAGCUCCGUUGGAAGGCUACACCAACCGCCUCCCUCGACAUGAUGGCUUCUCUCUCGUUUAGCAGCAGAGGGGGAUGGUAUGGUGACAAGGGUGGUGGUUCUGAGCAUGGUGCUAUGGCCAAUAAAGCAGUCAAAGAGGCCAAGAAAGCAGUUGAGGAGGUCAAAAAAGCAACAGAGAAGAAGGCUACCAAAGAAAGUGAAAUAAUAGAGAGAUUGAAGAAGCAGUUCCAGGAGAAGAUGGACUUCUUGAAAGAGAAAAAUAAGCAGCCCCUGGACAGCCAGCGUCAUAUGAAUGAUCAGGAUGACAAGCUGCAAAAGCAAACAGAGAGGGUUUCAGAGUUAGAGGCCAAGUUGAAAGAGGCUGAAUCCAUGAUUGAAAAGCAUGAUGAUGCUCUCUUUUCAUAUCAGAGGCAGCUUGAUAAGGAUAAAGAGCACCUUGAUCUUAGCAAGAUCACUAUGGAGGCAGCUUUGGCAACAGUAGUCGAAGCGACCUCUAAGACCACUUCUGGGAUCCACAUUAUGGAGCUACCUACCACUCCUUCUAUUGAGUACCAUGGAGGAACGAACUUUGGGAAGUCUCCCUCCUCAUAUGUAACAACAAGCUAUUAUGAUCGAGCUCCUCUGGAUGAAUAUGGCUUGAUCUGGCUACCUACAUGGGGUCAUCUUAGAGAACUGCAUGCUGCAAUUAAGCUAUCCUCUGAGCCGCUGCUUUGGGGAACCUAUACUAAUUUUUCGCUGGGUCAACAACAGGAGGCACAUGUUUUUCAAACAAAUUCAGGAAAGUGUGCUGCAUUUCUUGUAAACUUUGCCCAGCAUCUCAAUGCAACCGUGAGUCUUCAUAAUGCAACAUAUGAAUUGCCUUCCAAGUCCAUAAGUAUUCUGCCAGACUGCAAAAGGGUAGCCUUCAAUACUGCAGAGGUUAGUGCUCAGUAUGGAAACAGAUCAGCAAGAGCAGUUCAGAGCUUUAACAAUGCUAACAAAUGGAGUACAUUCACAGAGGGAAUACCUAACGUUCACCAUGCUUCAUUCACAAACAUAGAACUGCUGGAACAAAUGUCAACAACAAAAGAUGGGACAGAUUAUCUUUGGUAUACUUUCAGCUACAACCACAAAUCCAGUGAUGGUCAGCAAGCACUCAGUGUUGAUUCUCGAGCUCAUGUGUUACAUGCUUUUGUAAAUGAUGAGUUUGUGGGAAGUGUGCAUGGGAGUUCCGAUGGACCUCCAAAUAUGACUUUGAAAAACAUUUCAUUAAGGGAAGGGCAGAACAACAUCUCAUUGUUGAGCGUCAUGGUUGGAUUACCGGAUGGUGGGGCAUAUCUUGAGAAAAGGAUUGCUGGACUUCGUAGAGUGAGCAUCAACUGCAGUGGAAGUGGACCUCAAAAUCUCACUAACUGGCUGUGGGGAUACCAGAUUGGUUUAUUAGGGGAAAAGCUAGAAAUCUACACCCAACAAGGAUUACAAAAGGUGGUUUGGAGAACUGAUGGGAGCUCUAUAGAUAGGCCUCUCACAUGGUACGAGACAACUUUUGAUGCUCCAUUUGGUACCAAGCCGGUGGCACUAGACCUUUCGAGUAUGGGUAAAGGCGAGGUGUGGAUAAAUGGAGAAAGCAUUGGCCGUUAUUGGGUCUCGUUUGCUAGUCCCAAUGGACAGCCAUCACAAACUCUGUAUCAUGUUCCUCAGUCCUUUCUGAAACCUUUUGGGAACCUCCUGGUUCUUUUCGAAGAAAUGGGUGGAGACCCUCUUGGUAUCACAUUGAAGACCAUCUCAGUUACUCAUAUUUGCAGUAAUGUGGCCGAGUCCUUUUCACCUUCCCUAUUUUCAAAAAGAAAACAACCAAGCGUUCAGCUCCAAUGUCAUGAAGGGGAAGCCAUAUCCUCUAUAAAGUUUGCAAGCUACGGAAACCCUAUUGGAGAUUGUGAAAACUAUGCUUUAGGAAGUUGUCAUGCAGUCUCAUCCAAAGCUGUUAUCAAGAAGGCCUGUGUGGGUAAGAGGAGAUGCUCAAUCCCAAUAUUAGCCACAACAUUUGGAGGAGACCCAUGCCCAGGCAUUGCAAAAUCUCUAUUAGUUGUGGCUGAUUGCGUUUGAUCUCUAGCAAUUUGCAAACAGUCUACAUGGACCAAUGAUUAUUCAUUUUGAUAUUCAAUAGUACAUCAAUACAAAUUCUCGGAAACCAACAUGACAGCAAAAUCACACCAGCCUUCAUUAGAAAUCAGAUUUUUUUUUUUUGAGCAAAAUAAGAGAGAAGUAAUUGUUGAGUGAUGAAUGUAAUUGACUCAUGAAAUAAACAAGUCUUUCAUUGCUUAAUGAUUUAGCAAUCCCAAUAAAAAAGGUGAUCCAUCCUUUCCAUUAUGACUUAGAAUGAAGAACAGUGUAUCAUGUAUCCAAUUUGCAUAAAUAAAGAAGUCAAGAACAGUUUAUUUAGUGUUAUAUGGAAGAGGAUGGUAAUGGAGCUUCUUGCUAUUAUCUACUUUAUAGUCAGAAAAUGGAUUAGAUUAUCUUCUCACAAAAUAAAAAAGAAGACGAAUUCUUUCUUGCAACUUCUGAAAUUUUUGUUGGUGGAGAGGUUUUGUAUCUGGGUUUUCCUUUUUAUGGUCUAGAUUGCUCUUAUCUUUACUCUAGAAUAAUAACACUUCCUCUUACUUUCAUUUGCUUAAUGAAAACUAUUUGGUGGCUGCCUAACCUUUCCCU